UGCACAAGUUCCCCAAACCGAGGCAUAGGGAAGGUGUUCACUUUCGCCUCAUGACCACCUCCGCGAAGAGCUGACCCCGAACAAUUGGGGCGUGCUCAAGACGAACAUCAAAUCAGCCUUGCGUCAUCGCCGAUCAUGAGCACGACUGCCACUUCGGCAAUGCAGCCCCUGCGGGUCUUGCUGCUGGGAUCCGGGGGCCGCGAACAUGCUAUUGCGCAUCAUCUCCUCCGCUCUCCGAUCGUCGAGCAUGUCUUUGUUGCUCCUGGAAAUGGAGGGACUGGCCUGGACGGUAGAUGCAGCAAUUUGGAUGUCUAUGCCGGUCCCAAAGAUGGCUUCGCUGCUAUCACUACCUGGGCUAAGCUGAACAAUAUCAAUCUGUGCAUUCCAGGUCCAGAGCAGCCCUUGGUAGAUGGUGUGGAGGGUGCUUUCCGAGCGAUUGGCGUGCCCGUCUUUGGGCCCUCUCCAGUGGCCGCGCAAAUGGAGGGUUCAAAGACAUUUGCAAAGGCUUUCAUGGCCAAGCACAAUAUUCCCACAGCAGCCUUCGCAGUGUUCAACGAAGCCUCGAUCGUCGAUGCUCGCAACUUUGUCGCCUCGUGCGGUGGUCCGACCAAGGUGGUGCUGAAAGCUAGCGGUCUGGCUGCAGGCAAAGGCGUGCUCCUUCCCGAAAAUGAAGCCGAAUUUGAACAAGGACUUCAGGAUAUACUCGUGAACAAGGUCUUUGGCGCUGCAGGCGCGGAGCUCGUCAUCGAGGCAAGGCUGUCCGGCCCCGAACUCUCUAUCCUCACAUUCGCAGAUGGAUACAGCACGUACAGCUUGCCCUGCUGUCAAGAUCACAAACGUAUCGGCGAAGGCGAUAUUGGGCCCAACACCGGCGGAAUGGGUGCCUACACUCCUGCCCCGGAGGGUCUUGUUCCUGGGAUGACAGAGAGAAUAGAACAGGAGGUUAUUGCGCCGACUAUCGCAGGAAUGCGAAAGGAUGGCUUUCCUUUCGUUGGGCUGCUCUUCACAGGCAUCAUGCUGGACGAAAAGGGCCCUCAAGUGCUCGAGUACAACGUGCGCUUUGGCGAUCCUGAAACAGAGGCUGCUCUGGAAUUGAUCGACACCAGCGCAGGCGGCGCUGGGCUCGCGGAGCUGGUUUUGGCAUGCGCAGAGAGGCGCCUGGACUCCGUCGUGCCCAGAACAAAGCAAGCCGCAGCUGUCAGUGUCGUGUUGGCAUCGGGCGGCUAUCCGGGGAAGUACCCUGUCGGCGUGCCCAUCACGAUAGGUACAUUGCCGGCAGGCGUCACCGUCUAUCACGCUGGUACGAAGAUUGAUCAAAAUGGCCAGCUGGUCACAGCCGGUGGUCGCGUUCUGGUCGUUAGCGCCUCGGGGCCUGACCUCGAGGCCGCAGUUGCAUUGGCGUACAAGGGCACUGAAAGCAUCAAGUUCGAAGGCAUGGUUCUGCGGAGAGACAUUGCUCACAGAGCUCUGAAUAGUGCUGUCGCGAAAGCUGGGGGACUUACCUAUGCAGGCGCCGGGGUUGAUGUGGAUGCCGGGAAUGCUCUCGUAGAAGCCAUCAAGCCAGCUGCAAAGAGCACCAAAAGAGUCGGAUGCGACGCUAGUCUGGGCGGCUUUGGCGGUGUCUUUGACUUGAAGGCAUGCGGCUUCCGGGAUCCUGUGCUUGUGUCAGGAACUGAUGGCGUUGGAACCAAGCUCCGCGUAGCGCUUGACGCGGGCAAGCACGAUACGGUCGGCAUCGACCUCGUUGCGAUGUCGGUGAACGAUCUCUUGGUGCAAGGAGCCGCUCCUCUGUACUUUCUGGACUACUUUGCCUGCUCCAAGCUCGCAGUGCCGAUCGCUGCAGCAGUUAUCACGGGUGUCGCAACUGGCUGCAGACAGGCACGCUGCGGACUGAUCGGAGGCGAAACGGCUGAGAUGCCUGGCAUGUAUGCUGCAGACGACUACGACUUAGCUGGGUUCGCUGUAGGCGCUGUAGAGCGACAGCAGCUGCUUCCCCGGGUGAGCGAAGUCAAGAUAGGAGACGUCUUGCUCGGCCUGCCAUCGUCCGGCCUACACUCCAACGGCUUCUCUUUAGUCAGGAAAAUUCUCGCGCGGGCUGGUGGUCUCACUGCUCUACAUGCACCUGCUCCUUUCGCCUCCGCAUCCAGGCACAAGACUUUGGCGGACGCGCUGUUGGAGCCUACCAGAAUCUACGUCGAGUCCUUGUCACCUUUGCUUGGCCUUUCUGACGGCAAGACAGGUUCUGCUCAACCUCAGGCGCAUGCGGCCUGGAAGGGGCUACGAGCGCUUUCUCACAUCACAGGUGGAGGCUUUACGGACAACAUUCCUCGGAUCUUGCCUGAGCAUCUCGGCGCCACUAUCGAUGUCAGCACGUGGUCGCAGCCCCCUCUUUUCGCCUGGUUGCAGAAGAUUGGAGAGGUGCGAGCAGCAGAAAUGUGUCGCACCUUUAACAAUGGUGUCGGAAUGGUGCUCGUGGUCGAAGCGAGCGCAGUGAAAGAGACCAUUGAGGCAUUGAAGCUGGGCGGGGAAGAACACGUCAUCCAGAUGGGGUCCAUUGAGGAAGGAGCUGGCAUUAGAUAUCGCGGGUUCGAGAGUUGGGCGCUUUCUUAGAUAUCAAUCGUCGCAAUCGAUUGAUAAGCUCUCAUCGUACUGAGCAUUGUGAAGGAUCGAUGUACAGGUGCUUCGCAAUGAGCAUUGUAAGGACUUGAUCAAUGGGAGCCGUCACAAAAGCAGGUUGUGGCUAGUGCAGCCUCUUUCAAGCCCAAUCUCAUUCCUAUUACCACUAACGCCAGGCCGAACAUGGAUGGAUUCAUUGAUACCAGGGCACUGGGGAGCCGACCCUCUGCAGACCGCGAGCGGGCACUUUUUGAUUCGCAUUGCCGGUCACGUGUUUGACUUAAAGCACGGAAUGAUGGGCGCUUCCAGCUGCAUGCUGGGCGAAUGACACACCCAACACUGCCUGCUAGC
Ceraceosorus guamensis is the source of this 2967-nucleotide messenger RNA. Its product is annotated as putative bifunctional purine ade1. Gene Ontology annotation, cellular component: cytosol. The record is from RefSeq and is a predicted model, not a curated record. NCBI's taxonomy places the organism in Eukaryota, Fungi, Basidiomycota, Exobasidiomycetes, Ceraceosorales, Ceraceosoraceae. Gene Ontology annotation, molecular function: phosphoribosylformylglycinamidine cyclo-ligase activity; phosphoribosylamine-glycine ligase activity; ATP binding. Gene Ontology annotation, biological process: 'de novo' IMP biosynthetic process; adenine biosynthetic process. The coding region runs from base 136 to 2610 and encodes 824 amino acids. The transcript is spliced from 5 exons.